GACACCCUCUGCGCUACUUGUUUUCUAGUACGCAGUUCGUCGCGAUGUGGAUUUAAUGGAAAUUUCCACUUCAUCAGCGUCACCAAAACCAGUAAUUCGGAUUAAAUUGUUUUGAAAUGUCACUCUUUGAAUAAAAUCUGAAACACCAGCGAGGAUCAAUAGAGUCACAGUCGUGUGUUUGAACGGAAUAGUCUGCGUUCGUACUAAAACACGUUCGAGUUUGCAACUUUGAACGGGAUCAGCGAGUCAUCAGAGAGGUUUUAUGAUCAUAAAUAAUCAUAAUCAUCAUCUGAAAUAAUCGAUAUAUUAUCUGGGAUGGAGUAUCACAGCGUCGGGCCCGGUGGAGUGAUGGUUACUGGUAAUAAUGUACCUGCUUUUCUAACAAAACUCUGGACCCUGGUGGAGGAUCCGGACACAGACCCGUUAAUCUGCUGGAGUCCUAACGGAACCAGCUUCCAUGUGUUCGAUCAGGGCCGGUUCUCUAAAGAGGUUCUUCCGAAAUACUUCAAGCACAAUAAUAUGGCCAGUUUUGUUCGCCAGCUCAAUAUGUAUGGUUUCCGCAAAGUGGUCCACAUCGAGCAGGGCGGGCUUGUCAAACCAGAGAAAGACGACACAGAAUUCCAGCAUCCGUAUUUUAUCCGUGGACAGGAGCAUCUGCUGGAGAAUAUCAAGAGGAAGGUAACAACUGUGUCCAACAUUAAACACGAGGAUCUGAAGAUCAGCUCUGACAACGUGUCUAAAAUGAUCACAGAUUUCCAGCUCAUGAAGGGCAAGCAGGAGUCCAUGGAUUCCAGAAUCGGCGCCCUCAAACAUGAGAAUGAGUCUCUGUGGAGGGAGAUCGCGUCUCUGAGACAGAAACACUCUCAGCAGCAGAAAGUCGUCAAUAAGCUCAUCCAGUUUCUCAUCACACUGGCUCGAUCCAACCGAGUCCUGGGAGUCAAACGAAAGAUACCUCUCAUGUUGAAUGACAGCACUUCCACACACUCUAUGCCCAAAUACGCCAGACAGUAUUCCCUGGAGUCUUCUCCUUCUCUCUCUCCCUCCACUACAGCUUUCACAGGAACGGGGGUGUUCGCCUCCGAAACCUCUGUGAAUACAGGGCCAAUCAUCUCGGACAUCACCGAGCUGGCGCAGUCCAACCCCGUGGCCACAGAGGAGUGGAUCGACGACAGAACAAGCCCGGUGGUCCACAUCAAGGAGGAGCCGUCUAGCCCCACCCACAGUCCUGAGGUAGAGGAGGUGUGUCCCGUGGAAGUGGAAGUGGAGGCGGCGUCGGGCAUACCUGUGUACACGCCCCUUUCCCCCAUGACCUUCAUCAACUCCAUCCUUCAGGAGAGCGAGCCCGUCACGGCCCAGAGUCCGCCCCACGCCGAGCAGAAGUGCCUGAGCGUGGCCUGCUUGGACAAUUAUCCUCAGAUGUCUGAGAUCUGUCGUCUUUUCUCCAGCUUCCCCACAACAUCUCUUCACAUCAGACCUCCUCCCGGGUCUGAACUCAGCGAUCAUCUGGAGAGCAUCGACUACGGCCUGGAGAACCUGCAGCACAUCCUAAACGCUCAGUCCAUUAAUUUCGACGGCUCGCCCUUGUUCGAUAUAUUCGCAUCAUCCGCCGCCGAAGUGGAUCUCGACAGCUUGGCUAGUAUCCAGGACCUGCUGUCUCCUGAACCGGUGAAAGAAAUGGACUCCACGUCAGAUUCAUGUGAUUCGGGCAAGCAGUUGGUCCAGUAUACGGCUCAGCCCGUGAUUCAAUCCGACCCCGUCACCACCACAGACCCCAGCGGGAAUGACCUGCCCAUUCUUCUGGAGCUGGAGGGCGACACCUAUUUCCAACCCGAACCCGCCGAAGACCCGACCAUCUCCCUUCUGAACUUCUCCACGUCCCCCGUACCUCAAGACCCCAAACUAUAAUCCAGCGAGCGCCUCUAAAGGGAUUCGUGUCCGUGUGGGUUUUUUUUCAUAUGUGACCCUGGAUCACAAAACCAGUCUUAAGUAGCACGGGAACAUUUUUAGUAAAAGACAGAAAUACAUCGUGUGGGUCAAAAUGAUCGAUUUUUCUUUUAUGCCAAACAUCAUUAGGAUAUUAAGUAAAGAUCAUGUUGCAUGAAGAUAUUUUGUAAAUGUCCUACCUUAAAUAUAUCAAAACUUUAUUUUUGUGAGUGGAUGGUCUGCCACAGUGCCCCUGAUGAACAACUUCAAAGGCAAUUUUCUCAAUAUUUUGAUUUUUUGCGCUCUCAGAUCCCAGAGUUUUAAACGGUUGUAUCUCAGCCAGAUAUUGUCCUAUUCUAACAACUCAUAUAGCUAUAGAAAGUUAUUUAUUCAGCUUUCAGAUGAUGUAAAAAUCUCAAUUUCGAAAAAUUGACCCAUAAAACUGGUUUUGUUGUUCAGGGUCACAAAUGUUAUUCUCUGCAUUAUAUAUAUUUUUGGUCACGUAACACUGAGGAGGAUAGCCAUGUUGAUAUGUUUUAUUUCACUUUUAGUUGGGGAUGUUUUUAAAGCAAUAGAGAAAAUACAGUAUUCCUGUCAUAGAAUCGACACGCCGAUGAGAAGGUUUAAUCGGUUCCUCUGUAGUUUGUUAUUCAGAGAUGCUACAGAGAAACCGAAAUCAGAUCUGGAUUUAUGUGUGUGUGUGUGUGUGUGUUUAUAUUUGAGCGGAUCGGGAUGGGUUUUUGUUAGGAGAGCGCUGCUAACCUUAUAAACCCGGUUGAUUGACGUUUGGCUUGUUGUAUUACGUCCCGAGUUAAUAAAGAUUUGUUAUUAUUAUCUAGUUACCUUACGGCCACACCGGACGGUUGAUGCCCGGCGCUCACCUUGACGACUGCCAAGUUUUUAAUUCCUGGAUAUUUUAUUUGCAGUGUAUAUUGCUAAUUAAUGCUGGAUGUAUCAUCUCAUGGAUAUUGAGAUUAGAGCAAAAAAUAAAACAUGUAAAUAUAUAUAAAUGUAAGAAAACGACACGGCAGUCGCGUUGACUCAUUCAGUCACAGAUUAUGCAGACAAACACAACUUGAAACACGUCUGGUGUGAUCAGAUGAAGAUCUAGCAUCCCGCCCAUCAUCUUCAUGUGAUGUUUGAUCUGGGCUUGUUGUUUGAUGACAUUGCCAGACGUUUUGUGUGGAAUUACACAUUUCACAUGACUGAAGUACACAACAGACGUCAUAUUUAAUGGCAGAUGUUUUUGUUUGUUUUCUUUGAUUUUGUAUAAUGUCACCCAUCAGCCCAGUACAGAAAUGUUUCCGACAACAAUCGGAUUUGAAGAUUUGUGCAAUAGUUCACAUCCUAACCGGCUCUUGAGAGCAACGCAACACUGUAAUGCUUCUUCGUGUGCUUUGUUAAAGAACGUAAUGAGUGUAAAUCCGAUACUAAAAUACCAAAAUUGAAAUCAUAUUUCUUGCCCUAGAGACUAUAUUUUUGGAUGGCUGUUGCGCGACGAGAACCGGGAGAAGAAUGUUAAAUGUUGGUGAUUCUGACCAUCACAGCCAGAGCGACAUUAAUAUUAGACAUAAAUUAUUUUAUUACACAUGAGAACGACAUUUUGUGUACUGGUAUGUUUUAAAUAAAAUGAUUUUGG
Molecule: messenger RNA, 3562 nt
Organism: Triplophysa rosa
Lineage: Eukaryota; Metazoa; Chordata; Actinopteri; Cypriniformes; Nemacheilidae
Gene: hsf1
Product: heat shock transcription factor 1
Exons: 14
Coding region: 316-1905 (529 amino acids)
Biological process (GO): regulation of DNA-templated transcription
Molecular function (GO): DNA-binding transcription factor activity; sequence-specific DNA binding
Source: RefSeq, a predicted model, not a curated record